This is a messenger RNA of Prorocentrum cordatum, 2351 nucleotides long. Lineage: Eukaryota; Dinophyceae; Prorocentrales; Prorocentraceae. The record is from the annotation of a GenBank genome assembly.
CGGCCGGCCGAGGCCGAGCUCGAGGCCGAGGCGGGCGCGCGCUGGCGCUGGCGGCGGCCGGGCUCUCGCGGCGGCGUGCGGCGGCGCUGAUGCAGUGCGACGACCCGCCAGGCUGCGAGGCGUACCCGCCGGGGCUUUUCCCGGACUUCGACUGCAGGCGGGCCGCCUCGGAGGCCUGGGAGGGCCAGAUCGACUGGGACUCCUGGCGGCGCGUGUUCGAGGAGCGCCCGCCAGCGGCGUGGGGCGACGGCGAUGGUGCGGCGUAUUUCGGUGCCUACAUGGACAGCGACGACUGGGCGAUGGAGCGGCACUGGGCGGAGUGCCCCCUCGGCGCCCUCAACGCGGCGAUGUACCUCUACUCCGCCUCCGUGCUCCAGGGGGACCCCAGCUCCGCCGCGCGCUACGCGGCCGACGUGGCGCGCGGGCUCCGGAGCUUCCCCCUCAGGAUCCUGCUGGGGUCGAGUUGGCCGCUCUUCGCCCUGCUCUCGGGCGACCGCCUCAGGGAGCUCCGGCCAGACGUCUCGGGGGACCCUGGGAGGAACUGCGGCGGCGUCGAGAAGCCGGCGCUGAGGUGGGGCCAGUUCCAGGCGGCCUUCUACGGGGAAGAGCGCAAGGAGUGGUCCGCAAACACGAUGCGCUACGUGCUAUCCUGGCAGAUGAGCUACAUCCCCGAGCUUCUCGAAGAGGAGUGCCCUCUCGGCGUGCUGACCCUGAACACCAUCCAGGCCUUUACGUGCGCCACGUCGGAGAGCUCCUGCUUCCGCGCCUUCAUCCAGAAGGUCGAGGCGUGGAUCGCGGCGUCCCCGGACUUCGUCGACGUGCUGGCGCACAGCCGCUGGCCCAUCUCGCUCGUCCUGAACCACAUGUCCCACUCGACGCGGCACCGGUACCAGCUAGACUUCUCCGAGGAGGAGCUGGUGGGCGGCUGGAGGACGCUGGCGCUGCUGCCGCCCUCGGGGCUGCCGGCCCCCGCGCUGAGCGGCGCGGCCCGCCGCGCGAGCUCGGCCGAGGCGCGGUUCCCGGCCCACCUGGGGGCUCUGGGCCGCUGGGCGGCCCUGCUCUCCUCUGGGGGGGGGCGGUCGCGGGCCUUCCGGGACGCGCUGGGCGCCCUGCCGCACCUGGGGCCGGGGCACCCCGAGGCGCCUUCGCUCGUGUACAUCUCGAUGGUCUACGGCCCGCGCUUCAGCAGGCACAUCGGGCGCUUCUGCGCGCGGGCCCGCGCGCUCGGGGCGCCGGGGGAGCGCCUGCUCCUGUUCGCCCUGGACGGCGAGGCCUUGGCAUCGCUCGGGCGUGUGCAUGUUUCUUUCGGCGAGGACCAUCGGGGAGCAUCCUUGAUCCUUUGGCGAGAAGCCGCGCACGGUGCCGAAAACAGCACAGGGAACGGACGUCCGAGCGAUGGCCAGAGGCCCACCGCGAGUGCCUGCGGGAGAACGGGCAGCGCUGUCUCCGCGGCACGCCGUCCAUCGUGAACAAGUUCACGAUGCCUCUGGUCCUGGCGCACCUCGGCCUCGACUCGGUGUGGAUCGAUUUCGACACCUUCCUCAUGAAGGAUCCCACUCCAAUCAUCCUGGAGCACGCGCGCAGGGGGAGCUAUGACAUUCUCGUCUCGGGGUCGUUCGAGUCGGACUGUAUCUGCAACGGCGUCGUGUUCUUCAGGUCGUCAGACAUGGUUCGCACGUGGCUACUCUCGGUCGUUCUAUGGAUGUACCACCACCCUUAUGAGCACGACCAGAAGACAUUCAGCGCGUUCCUCAAUUACACCGAGUCUGUUCAACUCCAGGACUUCGAUCUCCCCCCCAUACCGCCGUGGGACACGCUGGAUCCCAUCAGCCAGUUCGUGACACCGGAUGUGUUCGAGGGCAACGGCUGGACAGGAGAUCUCGACCAGAUCGCAAUCUACCACUUCCUCAACGGCGAGUCCGACACUGGCUCCGGACUCGACCCCAGCGGCGCCUGGUCGCGGGAGCACGGGCACUUCCAGGAGGGUGCGGGCGCCCCGCCGCGGUGCCGAGACGCGGGGGACCCGCUCUGCGGCGGGGGCAAGGUCUCCCUGAUGGACCUGUUCUACCUCCAGGACGACGAGGACCUGUACUCGACGCCGAAGCCCGCGCACGAGAACGCGGCCAUUCGCCGCGCGCUCCUGGCCGCCCGGAAGGAGGUGCGGCGGCUGGACCUGCUGGGCAAGCCCUGCGGGCCCAUGGUGGGCCUGCUCAGCCAGCCGACGGCCCUCCCGCUGCCGCCGGGGUCCCCGUCGCCGGCCGAGCUCCUGCAGCUGGCGCGCGAGGGCGGCAGGCCUCCCUGGCACCGGGCGGUGGCGGAUGCGCCCUGAAAGAGCGAGCGCGGGGGGGAAC